Ylistrum balloti is the source of this 1164-nucleotide messenger RNA. RefSeq lists its product as uncharacterized. NCBI's taxonomy places the organism in Eukaryota, Metazoa, Mollusca, Bivalvia, Pectinida, Pectinidae. The transcript has 5 exons. The coding region runs from base 49 to 1038 and encodes 329 amino acids. The record is from RefSeq and is a predicted model, not a curated record.
AUCAAAAAGAUCGCGUUUCGUAAUUCAUGAUAGCAUCGAGGACGGCUGAUGACAAUCAUGUCUUUUCAUGCGAACAUGUUAACAUCAUCAUCCUGUAGAUUAUUAGCAACAUUUGGUUCCUCUCAGGCCCACCAGCUGUUUAGAAACACUCGCCAAAGAUGCUUGUCAACGUUACGAUAUAAAAGUCAAUGUCAAAUAAGCGCUGUUUUUGGCUUAGUUCGCGCUUCCCAGAUAGCAUCAAGGGGCCUUAAUAAUUUCAUUUUGCAAAACGCCUAUGCCCCUAUUUUUUGCAUUUCAACUAAAACAUUCUCUACCGGCAGAAAUAGACAUGGCAAUAGUACAUCGCCAGGAGAGAUGAAAAGAGAGCUUCAAUCAGGGAUGUAUGGUGAGAACUUUCGGGGACGAAUGUUCGACAUAAGGAAUACGUCAAAACUAGUGACAUCAUUCUCACGUUUACCGGUUUUUGAGCUUAAGCGAAUGUGGUUAUUACACAUAUUACCGUCAUAUUACUUGGGAAAAGUUGACCGAAGUUUUUCUGCAGGUCAGUUCAUGGGAGGAGCAGAUAUGGCUGUGGAACCAAUACUAGAAUCUGCUGGCAGUGGAAACUAUGAAGAACUUUAUGAAUUUAUGGAUGAACAGACGAUAGAAGAAAUGCAGUUAAACCGUAAGAAUAUCAACAGCGAGUUACUCAAUAUGCUCACAGAAGAGGUCAUCUUCGAUAUGUCAUUUCAGAAUGAGCGCACUCUAUGUUCAUUUGAAAUUCAACAAUUGGAAACCAAAGGGCUGUCUAAGAUCAGUAUAACUGGGAUUUUGAGAGGUGAUGCUAUGAUAACCACACCAAUGGGUCAGACUCUCUACAGAAUUACCUCCCCUUCCUUCAUUAAUAAACCUCAUGAAAUUCCCAUGGAUAUCAACAUCCAUUUCAUGUUCAGGUGUACCCGAGAUUAUUACUAUGACGAUCCACACAAGGACUGGGUCAUCAAUGGAUUUACUUUCCUCAUAGAUGUCCCAGAUUUAUUUAUAGCCUACAUACUUUAAUUGUGUUUUAAAUUUAAGAUAUUGAUAUUUGAAUGAUAUUGAAUUUCAAAACAAACAAUUUUUGUAUCAUGUGAAUAUGAAAAUUAAAUUCAAUGUAAAUUUGUGUACAAAUAAAGUUGCUUCAGA